Molecule: messenger RNA, 4211 nt
Organism: Girardinichthys multiradiatus
Lineage: Eukaryota; Metazoa; Chordata; Actinopteri; Cyprinodontiformes; Goodeidae
Exons: 13
Coding region: 1174-2634 (486 amino acids)
Source: RefSeq, a predicted model, not a curated record
GCUGAUCAAAUUCAACUGUAGCUGUACUUAUUACAUUUAAUUAGCCAUAGUAGAGCCACGGUGAAGUUUCUAUUCAUGCUUGCUGUUGCCACUUCGAUGCUUAAAGUCCACCCAGGUUUGGUUUGUAAGCCCACUCUGGAAACACUGAUUAUAGCAUGCUCGUUCAAUUGCAUUUAAAUCAAAGCUUUGACAGCUUCCCAGCUGAGUGACUGGAUGUGCUCCCAUCACUGUGAUUUUAUUGUAUAGGUUGUAUACAAGGUUUAAAGGCAAAUCAAACUUGCAUCAGCACAGCCAAAGUCCUCUCCACCUGUCUUGAUUGUCUAUUACUGUGGCAAACAGAUGAAGAGUUUCUGAAAUCUAAACAUUUUUUUUCUCAACAGGUUCUUUUGCAGUUAUCCGACAUUUGCACCAGUCAACCAAGCUCCUUGACAAUUUUUAAAACAAAGGCACUUUUAAGAGCCACAUCUGUCAUCUGUCUUUCCUUUGUGCCUCUUUUGUGUCUCCUGUCGUUCUCUCAGUGUCUUGGCCUAUUUUCUUUUGUCUUUUGUGGAUUGUUCUGUUUGUUUGUUUUGUCUGUCCAUCGCCAUGAGUGACUCAAAUAUUAAUGAUCCUUUAAUGAUCCUGGAUAAGGAGAUGAAUGAACAGGAAAUAAAUGACCAACUUCAACACCUCAAUGACCUGAUUGCUGAUUUCAAGCAAGGUAAAGAUACCGGUGUACCUGUGAAGAUACCUGAACCCACAAUCAGGUGGAGAAAAAGGGACAAAGAUGGAAAUGAACUCUAUGCAAGACCACGAUCAACCAGAAAUCAAUCAACUAAGACUGGCCACAGUCAGAAGACUAGCUGUCCCUCUAAUAACAUUCAGUGUGAGGUGGCCUAUGCUCCAGAGACUGUUGAGUCUUUUCUGCAAGAACUCCAGAACUCACUGAAUGAUUCUGCAGGCCAGGUUAAUGAACCAUCACUACCUAUAGCUCCUCUGGCUUCCUUAAACUGGAGCACAAGGAAAAGUCUCUUUUCAGAGAGUUGGAGGGCAGAAAGACCCCGUUUGGUGAACACUAUGGCAGCUCAACAAAGUGUGUCAGUACACAUAUGCCAGUAGUGUGGGAGCAAUCCAGCUGCACUUCGCUGUCGCGAUUGUCUGCCUCGGCCCUUCUUUUGCGACAAAUGUGAUGUGAUGAUGCACACCAGAAAUGUCCUUCACAACAGAGAGACCAUGACCGCUGGAUUCUUCCAGCCAUUGCCUCCAACAACAUAUGUUUUAAAUAAAACUCUUUGCCAUGAUGCACGACUUGUACCUGUGGAGACCCCACUUAGAAUCUGUGAUUGUCCAUCAAAGUGUUUGAGGAUCAAACCAGGGAAGGCUGUUGCCAUGGUCACAAUCAAUGGUCGUUAUGAUCUAAGAAUGCCGGAGCUGGUGUGUGAGGCGUGCGACACUACUUGGACUUCUGGAGUCCAUGACCUAAAUUUAAGUGAUUACUGGCCCGCCACCCUUCACUUUUCCACUCUUUAUGGAACUGAUGUCUUCUUCACAUUUGAAGAAAUGAAAAUGGCGGCACCAGGUCUCUCCUGCCAAGCAUUUCUAAAAAUGCUGGAUCAACAAACUGUCCGCUUUGGCCGUACUGGGAAGAUCUCGGCAGACAGCUUCCAGAAAAGUUUUUUUGAAUGGGAAGCCGUAAGAUAUGACAUAGAUAAAAUGUUAAGGAAGGAUCCCUUCACGUGUCAAGCGUGUACCCCAGAUAUGCUUGCAGUUUCAGUGGAUGGAAACCGCAAACAUUACCGUUUUAAGAAUGCAGCAAGAUCCGAAGAACAGGCUAUUUUUGAGGACAUCUUUGUAGCCAGGGAUGAAGACGUGGGAAGAUUUGUGGACUAUGUACACAAAACAACCAGACAUGUUUCUGGAAGAGGUGUUUGUGGUGGUGAGUGGUCAGCAGCUAGAGAGACUUCCCACAGAUCCAGCAGUAAGCUGGAUGAGGAGGGAUUGGAGCUUGUGGUGUGUAGAGAUGGAGUGCUCCUUAGUGCUCUAAAUAUGUACAGGGGUGAAAUAUUUGCCUAUCCUUUGUACCUGCAAAAAAAGCUGGCCAAUAGACAUAUCACUUUUUUUUGUAUGGAUGUGACCUGCAAGUAUUGGCCAUAUCUUGAAAGAGUGACAAAAAGUUGCCCAGAGCUCCAACACCUUCUGCAAAUGAAGCCAUUUCUCUCGGUUUUCCAUGCCAAAGCCCAUGACUUCAAAUGUGAGGUCAAGUGGAGUGGAGCAUAUCAGGAUGGAGCUGGUUUGACCUUAGGGGAGGAAGUGGAGCAGUGUAAUGCAUUUCUCUCAAGGAUUGCAGUUACCACAAAACAUAUGUCCAAACCUGGAUGGGCAGACAUGCUGACUCUUAUGGCCAUGCGUUGGAAUCAGCUAAAAUUGGACAACUUGGCCACCUCACUGACCCGUCGUUAUCAGAAGGCCACAAAAGCUCUUGAAACUCAACUUCAGAACCUGGAGUCCCUAAGAAUAGAGUUUUCAGUGUGUGACAGUCAACUGGGUGACUGGGUCAGUGAUGUAAAGGAGUGGGCAGAAGGUGAGCAGAUUACGGUAGGAAAUAUAGAGGAAUUUGCACAAGUAGUUAAAGCUGCAGGAUGUAACUUUUAUUAAAGAUCUGCUUUUUACAUAAGUAUUAAAAUGAUCGUUAUAUCAUGACAGUAUAAGACAGAUAAUCUGUGAAAAACAUUUAGCUCCUCUUCCUUCUCCCAGUGCUCCCAGUAUGAACUGCAGAAAUAUACUACUCAGUCAGAAACAACCAAUCAGAGCCAGGAGGAGGGUCUUAGUGCAGCUAGCAAGCAUGGCCACCGAUGACGGGGGAUAAAGUUUUCCUGGAACAGUAAGUUGUUUCUCCACCAUUAGCACAUCUAGCAGCGCGUACACGAGGGGGAUUGACAGCACUAAGACCUUCCUCCUGGCUCUGAUUGGUUUAUUUUAGGUCGGCGGACUGGUGCAUUUCUUUAGACAGCGAUAGUAGCUCAAGGAGGAGGUGGAAGAGAUCAAUCUUUUCACAGAUUAUCCAUCUCAUAACAAAAUGUCACGGCAUGGUGACAGUUUUAACAAAUAUGGAAAAAACACUUUUGUAAAAGUUACAUUCUGCAGCUUUAACUGCAUUAUUCUUUAUCCUUAGCAGCAACAACUAGCACAACGGAUGCAGAUUCCUUAGUGGGCCGAAUUUAAGUUCUGGUUGCAAGCAUCAAAAGACGAUCCCAGCGUCUUUAUAAAGACACUGAUGGAAACAAAGCUCGUGCCAAGAUUCGCCGCAGGAUCAGAGAGGAAAAAGGAAUUUUGACACUGGCUGUGGAAAAGUACAACAGAUUGGUUCCAGACACAGAAAUUCUGUGCUUGGAAGAAAUUCUGUCUGGUGACCCAGUUUGGCCAUGGCAGCAACCACACAGUGACUCUGUCUGUCUUACAAUAAAGAGAAGGGCAUUUGAAGGCAUCAUGGCAGUAAGGAGACUUAAAGAAGAAAAGAGGAUUCUUGUAAGAGAGAUGGAUCAUCACUGGAAAUCUCUUUUAGCCUAUGAGGAUACUCUCAAAAAGCUCUCCUACCUGUCUUCGAGCGGCUCAUUUAAAAGUUCGUCGUGUCCCCUAAAUGAUGAGGGUUUAAAAGGUCAGCAGAGCAUCAUUCUCAGAGAGCGCGAACAAGUCAAACAGGUCAAGCUGCAGGCAAGAGAGCGUUAUCUUCAUGCUUUAUCAGGAGCAGAAAAUGUUAACUUUGACCCUGCUUCAGAUGAUGAGUUCUACAGCGACUCAGAAUGCUCAGAUGAUGGUCUGUAAUCAACAUCUGUGAAAUACCUGUUUUCUUUUUUGAAACUUUUACUCAUAUUACACAUAGUACUCUGAAAAAAGACCUACAGUGUUGACCUGCAAUUUUUAGAUUACUUUUAAUGACGUUGGAUUUUCAUCAAACCAUUAAUACUUUGAGUGCGGUAGUAACACUGUUAUUAAGCUAAAAAAAUUGUUACAACACUACAGUAAACAGUUCCAUUGAUUAUGUAUUUGCUAGCAUAACCAACACAUGCUUUUGAUGUUUCAUUUUUAUUUUAUUUUCAUAGUAAUGUGUAUUAUUAAUGUGUAACUAUGUUUUUUUUUGUCAUUUUAGUGUACUGGUGUAAUGUGUCUUCCAUUUUGUCACUUGAAAUUUGAUCAAUUUGUCAGUCACUCUCUUUUAUAAAGAAAUCAGAACA